AACCAAGCACAAAUCACAAACCACCUUGUCUCCACUACCUUUGAGAAUUCCUACAAACAUGGCAGCAAGUUCUCAAGUAAGAAUCUGUUUGCUCAUAUGGCUGAUUGGGAUAGCCUCAUCCUUGGAUUUAGUUUCUUCAGCAAAUACUGCUGUGACGCCUGAUUCUAAUCAGUUAAGCCCUGGAUUUUAUAAUUUAAAGUGUCCCUUGGCACUUCCUACCAUUAAGGCAGCAGUAAUCGCGGCUGUGUUGAAAGAGCGUCGCAUGGGUGCAUCCUUGCUCCGUCUUCAUUUCCAUGAUUGCUUUGUCCAAGGGUGUGAUGCAUCAGUAUUGUUAAAGGACACAACAACUUUCAAGGGCGAACAAAGUGCAUUACCCAAUGUUAAUUCUCUAAGGGGGUACGAUGUCAUAGACAACAUAAAAGCACAACUAGAGAAAUGGUGCCCUGGUGUUGUCUCUUGCGCUGACAUUGUUGCCACUGCUGCAAGGGAUUCUGUUGUUGUGCUUGGUGGACCUGCUUGGGACGUUCGCUUGGGAAGAAGAGACUCUACAACUGCGAAUUUAUCUGCUGCAAACUCAGAUUUACCUUCUCCUUUUCUGGAUCUCAGUGGCCUUAUUGCAGCUUUCGAAAAGAAGAAUUUCUCUGUUGAUGAAAUGGUUGCUUUAUCAGGUGCUCACACAAUAGGCCAAUCAAGGUGUUCACUCUUCCGGUCAAGAAUCUACAGCGAGCAAAAUAUAGAUCCCGCCUAUGCAAGAUCAUUGCAAGGACAAUGCCCCAGGACAAGUGGUGUUGGUGAUAGUAACUUAUCUCCUAUUGACACCACUCCAAACUUUUUUGACAGCACUUAUUACAGAAACUUGAUGAACAAAAAGGGUCUUUUCCACUCUGAUCAACAACUUUUCAAUGGUGGUUCCACUGAUUCCAAAGUUUCUCAGUAUGCUAGUAACCCUCUACUAUUCAGGAUUGAUUUUGCUAACGCCAUGGUCAAGAUGGGUAACCUUGGCACACUAACCGGGACACAAGGUCAGAUCAGAAAAGUAUGCAGCAGUGUCAAUUAAGUUCAUUGCCAAACUGUGUGAUUCCAACUACUGAAGUAUCAUGCAUGAAUGAUAUCUAAGAAUAUCUAAGGCGCAUCUACUUGCUUGCUGGUUAAUUGGUGUAUUUUGGCUUUUGAGGUUUCAAUUACGUACGAGUCAUGUUUUUACCAUUCUUUUGUGUUGUAUCAAAACCAUGCAUUGUAUUGGCUAGAGUACACCUUGUGCUCGAUCGUGUUUUGUUUUUUGUUUUUUCUUUUUGAUAAUUUAAUUUGGAGGGAGUGAAUUUAUUUGGCUUAUAUAAACAAAAUGUACAUUUGUCAUUCUACCUUUACAUUUAUCACAGACACAAACAAGCAUCUAUUCCUUUCUCUUUC
Lotus japonicus is the source of this 1410-nucleotide messenger RNA. Its product is annotated as cationic peroxidase 1-like. The coding region runs from base 59 to 1057 and encodes 332 amino acids. Gene Ontology annotation, molecular function: peroxidase activity; heme binding. Gene Ontology annotation, biological process: response to oxidative stress; hydrogen peroxide catabolic process. The record is from RefSeq and is a predicted model, not a curated record. NCBI's taxonomy places the organism in Eukaryota, Viridiplantae, Streptophyta, Magnoliopsida, Fabales, Fabaceae. The transcript has 4 exons.